AUGCCGAAGGGCGAUGGAUUGGGCUUUGUGUCAAAGGACUAUGCCGACCUCUUUCGAGAGCUACAUGGCGAGUUUGCCAACAAGGACCCUGUUCAACUCAAGCCACCAUGUCGCGUGCAAAGAGCCACGACAGAGGAGCUGUCAGUCCGGCACUUCCCCUUCGGAGUCUUGCGAGUAAAGCUCCGCAUGUGUGGCGACAACGUCGCAAUCGAAGAAGUGGCGAAAGGGGAGUACAUGAAAUGGAGCGUUGCUGAGGCGCUCUCGCAAAGCUUCAAGAAGUUAUUGAAAAUCGUGGUUCCUUCCACCGGCAUCUUCACCUGCACGGACGAGAUCGAAGUUCUCAGCGUGCAACGCCCAAGCUUGGGUGACAGCCUGUGGCAAUUCUGUGAGUUUCGCUUUGACUACAAGGUUGCCGUUGAGGAGGCAGACUCCAAGCAGCUUGUUUCUGGCGUGUUUGCAAACAUGGUGGACUUUGAAGCCAUCUUUUGCCAGCAGUUGGAGACGAGAUUCAGAGAUGUGUACCUUCUCACUGUCCUUGGCCUCGUUAACAAGCGCUUCGCAUUAAUGCAUGGUGGCGAGAUCUUGGACGCGAUCUCCCUUUACAAGGCUGCGGAGACAAACGCUGUGGAGACCAUCGUCGCAUUGGCCGGCUCAACCAACGCCACUGCUGUGCUGAAGGGCGACCGCUUCCCAUGCGGGCUGCUGAAUGAGGACGAGACGUUCUCAAUGGUCUCCCUUCAGCGGACGCCCCUACUCGCUGCUGCAGAAGCUGGCCAUGCCGAGGCGACCCUUCGGUUACUGGAAGCAAAGGCGGACGUGAAUUACCAGGACACAUCUGGUUUUCACGCUCUCUACCUUGCAGCUGGAGCCUCGAACGCGCAAGAGGUUGUGCAGCUUCUUCUGGAGCAUGGGGCGGAUCUACAGCUCGCGAACAGAAGUGGUUACACUGCGCUCCACAACGCUUGUGGCUGUGGUCAGGGGGACAACAUUCGAGUGCUGCUUGAGGCCCGUGCCGAUCUCAACAGGAAGAGCCGCAGCGGAGCGGCUCCCGUGCACGUGGCUGCGAUUAGCGACCGCCCGUCGUCAUUGGAGGCGCUGGUGCAGUUCAAAGCGAACCUGGACAUGCCGGCAAUCGGCGGGAACACGGCCGUGCACGAGGGUGUCAUGCAGAACAAUCCUGGAAUCAUCCAGAAGCUCUUUGAGCUGAAGGCAGACAUUAACAUUGAAAGUGGGCCGGACAACCAGUUCGCAACGCCGUUGAGGAUGGCGCUGGACAGGAAGAAAAAGAAGGCCGCAAAGCUACUCAAGGAGCUUGGUGCCGUUGAGCAGGUGCCUGGAGGCAACGGCAUCGAGAUCCCUGACGCUGCCAAGACAAGCACGAGCGAGUUCAGGUUGAGACGGCGGACCUUGCGCUGA
Symbiodinium natans is the source of this 1416-nucleotide messenger RNA. Lineage: Eukaryota; Dinophyceae; Suessiales; Symbiodiniaceae. The record is from the annotation of a GenBank genome assembly.